GAUGUAUCGAUAUAUUUGUGUGAGCCGUACAUUUCGAUCAGGUGUUACAAUUUUUAACCAUCAUUAGUACGCACACAUAGAGCAAAGUAAUUAGUAAUAGUUUAUAACAUUCGAUUCCGUUAUCGCAUUAACUUUGGGUGCGUGCAUGUGUAGUUGUAAAGUGCUGUUUCUGUUUGCCCUUGACGGCACUGCAUACGCAUAUCGGUGGUGCUCUUCUGACACACACGAUACGCCAUUUUGGUCAGCAGAAUAUGCAAUGCGCGUUGCCAUAUCGUCACAGUGGAAUUUAAGAACUGGUCACACUGGCUGGCGUUGCGCGAGAGAAAUUGACAAAAUAUCCAAAGCAAUUAGCAAUUUGAGUGCAAAACGUUUUUUAUCUACGCGGAAAGUUUAGUAAUGCCAUAAAAUUCGCUGGGCACGCUUGUCGUUCGUAUUGUGUAGCCGACUGAUAUGAUACAAUGAUUGUGAUGCGACGAUGAGCCAUUCGUAUGUGUUUCUUUCUAUGUGGUGUACAAAUAUUAGAGCUCGAGAGCUGCUAAUUAAAUUAUAAACAUACAGAAGCGUUAAGCAGUCGUCAACCGAGCCAGAGCCAGAGCCAAACCCACGACCCCAAACUAGCUGCGCUGCUUUGGCCCAUUUUCAUUUGAACUAAGACGAACAAGAAGCAACAGCAGAAGGAGACGAAGCAGCUUUCACCAAAUUCGAAUCUAGUUUAACCUGGCGGUAGCCGCUGCUCCUUGCAGCAUGUAGAACAAGGCACAAUAAAAACAAUAUUUACACACGCGUAUUACUGCAAGACGAAGGAAGAGCAGCAGCUGUAGAAAGUUGAAGAAGCCCCAAAAUGUCCUUCAUAACGAACCUGAAGAAGGUCUUCCACCUUGGCGGCGGUGGUGAGGCCAAAAAGAAACGCCUGUACAAUAACAUCAAAAUGGACACCGAUCCAAAGGAAUUAUGGGAAAUGGUCGGUGAACUGGGCGAUGGUGCCUUCGGCAAGGUCUAUAAAGCCCAGCACAAGGAACACAAACGCUUUGCGGCCGCAAAGAUGUGCACGCUUGAGGAUGAGGAAAAUCUGAGCGAUCACAUGGUCGAAAUCGAUAUACUCUCGGAGAUCAAGCAUCCAAAUAUUGUCGAACUCUACGAGGCAUUCUCUAUAGAUGACAAACUGUGGAUGCUUAUUGAAUAUUGUGACGGCGGCGCCUUGGACAGCAUUAUGGUGGAGCUGGAAAAGCCACUGACAGAGCCACAAAUCGCCUAUGUUUGCAAACACAUGACCGAGGGCCUCACAUUUCUGCACAAGAACAAGGUCAUACAUCGAGAUUUGAAGGCCGGCAAUGUGCUGCUCACCAUGGAAGGUGGCGUCAAGCUGGCUGAUUUUGGUGUGUCGGCCAAGAAUAAACACACAAUGCAAAAGCAUGAUACGUUUAUUGGCACGCCCUAUUGGAUGGCACCGGAGCUGGUGCUCUGCGAAACGUUUCGCGACAAUCCAUACGAUCACAAGGUGGACAUUUGGUCACUGGGCAUAACACUCAUUGAACUGGCGCAAAUGGAGCCACCCAAUAGCGAAAUGUCGCCCAUGCGUGUGCUGCUCAAGAUACAAAAGAGCGAACCGCCCAAACUGGAGCAGCCAAGCAGAUGGAGCAAGGAAUUUAAUGAUUUUCUUAAAAAGUCUUUAGUCAAGGAUCCACAGCAGCGUCCCUCCACGGAAGUGUUGCUGCAGCAUGGUUUCAUCAACGGCAAUUUGGAUGCAAAGCCAAUUAAGGAUCUGCUGCUCGAGUACAAGGCCGAGGUUGUCGAGGAGGUCGUCGAUGAUGAGGCUGAGGAACCCCGCAACUCGGCGCUCCAGCUCGACCUGGACGAUGACUCUGCUUCGCUGCAGAGCCAAGACAUUGAUAAACUUCCAGGUACACCUACAUCCAUAUCGCGGGAUUCCAAAGAGCAAUCCCAACCAAGUAGCAGUCUAUCAACAGCAGCAGCUGCAGCAGCAACUGCAACUGCAACUGCAACAACAGCAACAAAUAAAGCAACAACAUCAGAAAAACCAAACCAGAUCAAGGAGGAGCAUGCGCCGGGAGUGGCCGAAACAGCAGCGCCGCAUACCAAAGUGCCCGCACCAGCGCCGCCAACGCCACCAGCGCCACAAAAACAACAGCAACAACAACCACAAGCAGCUGCUGUGCUGCACAAAUCAAGUGAAGACGUUGCAGAAACAAAUGAAAAGUCUGACGCAGACAAAAAACAGCACUUUGUCAAAAAGGAGAAGGGCAAAGCGCCUCCACCGCCAUCAGCAGUCGCUGCAGCUGCUGUCAUAGCUGCCAGACCACAGAGCUCCCCUACAUCGGAUGCGGAGGCAACAUCAUCGCCCAAGAAGCUGCAGGAACCCACAGCCGCCAUUGAAGUGAGCAUUGGUCAGGAUGCUGUGGAGUCUAAACCGCAGCCGCCCUCACCGACCGCUUCUUCCAUCAUAUCCGUGCAGUCGGUGGCCUCCACGGGCAGCAGCUCGGGCAGCGCUACGGGCGCUGUGCUCAGCUCUAGCACCUCGCUGAUAACCAUCAACAGCAGCGAUGCUUCGCCGGCGCCGCGUCAGCAGCAGUCGGUGCCGCCGCCACCACCGCCAACGCAGCAUUUGGUGCUGCCGAACAGCCUGGAUUCGGUUAGUCAAAUCACAGUAGUGACGAGCACCCAUCCGCCGGUGAUUAUUGACAAUUCACAACAGCAGUCGGCGCUGCCGCUGGCGCAGAAUGAGGUCAUCAUUGUGUCGAAUGAUUUGAAUAAGAGCACGCAUUUGCAUGAGUCAUCCACUGACGAGGAUUUUCCAUCGCUGGAUGACAGUCUCGGGGAUCAGGUUAAGCAAUCAUCCAUGAUACUAACAGUAAAUGAGCAUCAAGAUGGCAGUGCAGGUGGGGCAUCUUCUGCAGCAGCUGUUCAUGCUCGCAAGCUGGACGAGAGCGAGGUGCUGAUUGUGAGUCCGUCAUAUGCGGACGACGAUUCGGCAUAUAACACGGCAUCGGGUAGUCACGAUCACAGCGAUCAGCUGCUGCUCAUGGACACCAGUCACGUGUCUGUUGUCACAGUUGGCGAUGAGGUCAUUAAGGUCAAGGACAGUAGCCAUCAGCAGCCCAGCGAUGGCGGCAGCGGCAAGCAACAGCAGGCCAAUGGCGUUGUGCCCGAGGAUGUGAGCAUCAUUGUGAAUCGCUUUAAGCCUGGCCAGGAACAGGAGAAACGCAUCUCGCCCGACAGUAGCCUAGGCUCCGGGUCGAGCGAGAACGGCUCCGUGCGCGGCAGACGCGGCGUUGAAGUGCAGAUAACCAGCGGGGGCGGCGGCGGCGGUGGCGAUGCGGACAGCAUUGGCACCAACACUAGUCAGGACAGUCGCAACGAGGUGGAUAACAAGCAGUCGCAUGGAUCGAUGUUGCCACCACCACCUCCGUCGGUGACCAAUAAUAGCAACUUACAUCAUCAGCGGCUGGCGCUGGCCAUUGACGAGGAGGAGGAGGCGGACGUGGUGGUCAUACGGCAAAAGCCGCGCGUACCCGCAGCCAAAUCCUCCGGCGUUGGUGGACUCACUAAGGAAGAGAUCGAACUGCGCAAUUUACGCAAAAAGACGCGCAAACGUACGCGUAAAUUCGAAAUUGAUGGCGUGCAGAUGACCACAACGACCAGUCGGGUCAUCUAUGGCGAUGAGGAGAACGGACGUAUCUAUGAUGAUCACGAUUUCCGCAAGCAGGAGCUGCGCGAACUGAAAAUGCUGCAGAAGCAGGAGAAGAAACAGCAAACCGAGCUGCAUGUCAAGGAACAGAUGGCCAAGGAGCAGCAGGAUCGUCGAUUUGAGCAGGAGCGCAUCUCGCUGGAAAAGACAUACGAAGCGGACAUGGAUACGCUGGCGCGUCAGCACAAGCAGCUGGUCGAGAAAACUGAACAGACGCAGGAGAAUGAGCUGCGCAGCUCCUCAAAACGCAUACGCUCCGAGCAGGAGCAGGAGCUAAAGAUUUUCCGCGAAAAUCUUAAGCAGGAGAUACGCCUGCUCAAGCAGGAAGUCGAUCUGUUUCCCAAAGAUAAGCGCAAGGAUGAGUUCAAGCAGCGCCGCACAGCCAUGGAGCUGGACCACGAGGAGAAGGAGCGCGCUUUCCUCGACUCACUUAAGGAGCGUCACGAGCUGCUGCUGCGACGGCUCAGCGAGAAGCAUCGCGAUCAUUUGGCCACCAUAAAUCGUACUUUCCUGCAGCAGAAACAGAAUGCGAUGCGUACGCGCGAGGCGCUGCUCUGGGAGCUAGAGGAGAAGCAGCUUCACGAACGCCACCAACUGUCGAAGCGACAUGUCAAAGAGCUGUGCUUCAUGCAGCGACAUCAAAUGAUCAUACGCCACGAAAAGGAGCUGGACCAGGUUAAGCGCAUGCUGCAGCGCAAGGAGGAAGAUCUCCUCAAAAAACAAACGCUCGAGAAGCGCGCUCUGCCCAAGCGCAUUCGAGCCGAGCGUAAGGCGCGUGAUCUCAUGUUCCGCGAAUCCUUGCGCAUAUCCACAAAUCUCGAUCCGGAGAUCGAGCGUGAUCGCUUGAAGAAGUUCCAGGAGCAGGAGAAGAAACGUUACAUGCAGGAGGAGCGUCGCUUUGAGGUCAAGCAUCAGAAGCAAUUGGAGGAGUUGCGUGCCACGCGUGAAAGCGCCAUUAGAGAACUGGAGCAGCUGCAGAACGAGAAGCGCAAGGCUCUCGUUGAGCAUGAACAUGCCAAGCUCUCCGAGAUCGAUGAGCGCCUGAAGGCCGAGCUGCGCGAUUGGCGCGAACAGCUAGUGCCACGCAAACAGCGACUGAAUGUCCUGAUAAGCGCUGCCAUUGAUGAGCACGAGCGGCGUCAUGGCCUGGUGGCCAAUCGGGGCGAGUUCGAGAAUCUUGAGGUGGAGCUGCCGUUGCGGCUGCGCGGCAUAUUUAAUGAAAGAUCUGCGCGUUUGUUGCCACGCAACACGUUCAUCGAUGUGCAGCAGCUGCCGCGUUCGCGUUCGUCCCUACUAAUGCUGGGCGGUGGCAGUGGGCGUGGCAAUUUUAGGGGCUCAGCGCCCGAUCUGAGCCGCAGCGUGCCAAGCACGCCCAUAAUGCAUAAGCAGCAGCGUGCCCAGAUGCGCAGCGAACUGGUGCUGCCGGAAGAGGAUGACGGCGAGGAGCAAAUGAAGCGUGCCAGCGUGGCUACCAUGCCGGGCCCAAGUCAGUUGCGUUUAAUUACGCAAAUGCCAAGCGCGGCGCCCAAUGAGCUGGUCAAGGUGGUAACCAGCACGCCGCAGCUAAACAGCGCCGAGGAGGGCAAUGCCAAGCCAGCGAUGAGUACAUUCAAGCAGACAACUCCGCCGCCACCAAAGACGCCCGAAGAGCUAGGCCUGGUGGCGAAUCGCUUCGGUCGACCUGAUGUCAACGAUGCGCCCGUGGAGCUGCGCAUACACGAGGGUCCCGUGCUGAGGGCCCAUACGCAGCGCCUGCUGCACUCGACCUCGUUUGCCAUCAAGCGUCCGUCGCUGGCCAGCCGCAGCAGCGGACGUUCCUCGCUGAGCAGCGCCCAGUCCAUGUAUAACAUGCAUGAGCUGAGCACCUCGACGCGUUACUGCAGCGAUGCCGAAUUGAUAUUCGAUGCGGGCCGCAAGGCGGCCGCCUUGCUGGAUGAGGUGCAGCCGCAGCUCCGCUCCACGCUGAAGCCCACACACAAUGGCAGCGUCACGGAUGAUUUCUAUCACGAUUUGUAUGCGGCCAAGUACAGGCUGCCGCGCAUUAACCAACGUCAGCUUAGCCUGGACGAGGACACCUCGGCCGCCUAGGCGCCCCACCAGCUGCGCCUAAUGCAUACUUAAAAACAACAAAAUACCAAAACUCUAAACUCUACGCACUCGCCUCAUUUAAGCAGCGUCUCUUAACACACUUUACUAACUAAACUGCGCUACAUUUUCCCUUCCCUCUACCCUGUAUGCUUUUGGUGCUUACUACACACACACACAUACACAUACACACAUAUCAUAUUAACUAGACUAUAAAUAAUUUCGGACUAUUCUUGAAAUCCUUUCCUUUUUCCCCCUUUUCGAAACGCUGUCAAUUGCCAUAACAAAUUUUUUGCCAAAGUUUUUUUUGUUAAUUAAAAAAUUGUUUGCUUAUUUAUUAUGCCAAAUAUUAAAUUGUUUAGUUAAGCCAAAGCCCGCGUCCUACCCCCGCAACCGUUGCAUUCCGUAUAGCAGUAUUAUAUAAUGCAGACCGUACUUAGACCAAAAUAAAAGAAUAAAAAUUUCAUAAAUUAAAAUAAAUUAAACGCUGUAAAAUAAUACUUAUGAAACAUGCCAAGCAUAUACACUUAAUUACUUUAAUCAUAUAUGUAUAUGUAUGCAUUGAUAUUCACUUUCAUGAUGCUUCACUGUACACACACAUACAUCACAACAACAACAACAACAACCACAACAACUACGCGCUGCUUUUCAUAU
Molecule: messenger RNA, 6445 nt
Organism: Drosophila novamexicana
Lineage: Eukaryota; Metazoa; Arthropoda; Insecta; Diptera; Drosophilidae
Gene: Slik
Product: serine/threonine-protein kinase 10
Exons: 12
Coding region: 842-5794 (1650 amino acids)
Biological process (GO): protein phosphorylation
Molecular function (GO): ATP binding; protein serine/threonine kinase activity
Source: RefSeq, a predicted model, not a curated record